GCAGACCUUUCACUGGGCACGAGGCGGGCAGUGUCUCGAGAGAGUGAGUGAGAGAGGUACUUCGUGAAAAGCCUCCGCGUGGUUCUUCCUUCUGGAUUGUUCUUAUUCGCUUUAAUAGGAAGACGUAAUAUAUCGAAGGCUGUGGAUGGAUAAUCGGUUGUGAUGCGAGGCGAGAGCGGCGAAGCCAUCGUGGGCGCGGGCGUGGGGGAUGAGGGCAUGCUAUCGCGACAGAGCUCCGGGGGCGUCAAGUCCCCCGCCAGCCCCCCCUUGAGCGCCGCGGCCUCGCAGGUGUCGCUGGCGCCCAGCGACCUCACCACCAGCGACCCAGACAUCGCCGGCUCGUCCGCCUACUCGUCGGCGCCCUCCUCCAGGCCGCCCUCGUCCUCACAGGUGUCCCUGGCGCCCAGCGACCUGCACUCCAGUGACCUCGACCUCACGGCCACCUCCUCUCCCGCGUCCUCCCGCCCGCCCUCGUCCUCGGGCAUUGCCACGCCCGACCUCACGCUCCCCGCGCCCGAGGACUACACAGCAGAGACAGUGGAGUUCCCGACGAGUCCCUUGGCCAUGAAGACGGUGGGCCUCAAAUCCAACGGCGUGUGCCUCAUGGACUCCGAGGAUUCAGGGACAGGCACACGCAGCAUGUCCAACUUCCUCAGUCCAGACUACAAACCAGAUGAGCUAGAAUCUUGUGAGAAUUCUCCCAGACAGGGAGAUGGCUUUGAAGUCAGUAGUGAUCUAGAGGAGGAUUAUUUCGAAGAGUUCCAUCUGCCAAACUCACACGAAAACGCCUUCGUGCGGCACAAGAGCUUCCGCCGCAAGGUCAACCUGACCCCCAUCAACGCCCCCGACGCCGAGAAGAUCGAGGGCCUCGUGCGGGCGGGGGAGUUCCAGAGGCACGGCAGCAUGCGGCGGAAGAUCGUGCCCGCCGAGACCACCAUCCAGGAGCACGUCGACAAUGAAAAGUCCGCGUUGGAUAGCAAUGAGAACAUCAAGGAGGCUGGAGCGCACGUCACGCUCAAUUCCGAGGUGGGAACAUUUGCCAAAGACCUCCAGGAAAUCGAAAAUCUGUUGAAUGACUGCGAAGUGGGGGAAGACAUCUCGGACAUCGUGCUCGAUGCAAGCGCGGGCAAUGAUCUGAGGAAAGAAUUGGAAGAAAGUGACAGAUCGACGCUCAACCCGGGCAAAAUCCAACACACGAACACAUCCACGCCCAAAACUAACAGCACAAGGAGCACCUCCACUUACGCCGCGACAGACCUGAGUUUGAGUCUGACGGAGGAUAGCCGCGAAGACGAGAGCCUCAGCAUCGAGCAAAGUACGCUCAUGAAGGUGCGAGAGUGCCUAGACUUCACCAAGUACAGAGACCUGUACAACCUGAGUGGCAGACUGCAGGACAUUCUGACACCAAAAGAAGUGGAGGAGAUACUGAAUAAUUCCGAGCGGUAUAGUGAAUACGUAGAUAAGGAAAUAAUCGAAGCAUUACAUAACUCCCUGCAAGAACAGAUUAGUUCACACAAUACCAGAAACACAGUGGACAGUGGAAUUUCCUCACCAAAGAAAACGGUCAUAACGACGGAAGGCCUCGAUCUGGGCAACACCGUCAAAAAGGAUAUCAGGGCAGUUUUCGAUGACAGCAGUCCAGUAGUUCAUGAAAAUGACAGCAAUAGUUCAAAGCGGUCCUCAGAUAUCUUCAUUGACGACAUUGACUUUGAUGACAGUGAUGACACAGCCUUCAGAUUUGAGAGGCGCAGAUCCCUCAGGCUGAGCAAGGAGGGCCACGAAGAGCUAGAGGUCGAAGGGGUCUUUGUCGAGAGCAAGUCGCAGGACCUCGGCAUGAAGAAGAUCCCGGCCCCUGUUCUCGACCUGAGCGGGGCGACGAGCGAAGACCUCAACGACGUGCCAGACCUGUCCAACUCUGAGAUCCCGUGCACUCCCCAGAAGCCCGAUUUGCCAGGGGAGAGCGAAACCCGCGUGCCAAACGGCGUCGCUCAGAACAAGCCGUUGGAGGUGCCAGACAUUGUUAUUACCGGGACUUGUGAGGAGCAGAACGAGACCCAAGACGAGUCCUCUGAAAAGCUUUUGAUCGAAGGUAGCGACUUAUCCGAGGUUACUACUCCGUCCCUCAUCAAUACUCCGAGCACCACUUUUGAAUACAUGACGCCCGACGAAGAGAGACCAAAGGACCUUGAUUUCGGGAACAUCAGCCAACGCAAGCGCAUUUCCGUGGCCGAAGACAUCUUGCGGUCGCCGGUGGAAGAUGACAACAUCUCGGUUGCUUCGGCAUUUAGUCAGCGCAGCGACGGGGAAGACGAAGAUGAAGAUGGCUUUGGUGAUGAGGAUUUGGAUAUCUACCAGACACCUAAGGGAAACCUCGGAGCCCCCUGCGAGAGCACCCAGCACCUGGAGCCCAUCCCCACCCCCCCUCCACAGCUCCUCAUUCCAGAGUUCUCCGCCUCCGAGGAGUCUGCAGAGGAGAGGCACUGGAGGAGCGUCGUCAUCGGCGGCGUCUGGCGCAGAAUAGACAUGAAGGUCAUCGCGCCCUAUCGCAAGUGCGUGAGUCACGGAGGCUACCUGGGUGGAGAUCAGAAUGCAGUCAUCGUCAUCAGUGCCUGCCAGUUGCCAGACCGCUCACGAAGAGACUACAACUAUGUCAUGGAUAACUUGUUCCUUUAUGUUUUGUCAACUUUGGAGCAGCUGAUUGCUGAUGAUUAUGUAUUAGUUUACCUUGCUGGAGGAACUCCCAAGUCCCACAUGCCCAAUUUCCACUGGUUAAAGCGAGCCUAUCAGAUGAUCGACCGCAAACUGCGAAAGAACCUAAAGGCCCUCCAUGUGGUGCACCCCACCUUCUGGGUUCGCACAGUUGUCGCCUUCUCCAGACCUUUCAUAAGCACGAAGUUUUACCGGAAGCUUACCUUUGUCAAUAACCUUACGGAGUUAGCACAGGUUGUUCCCCUCGAUCAGCUAGACAUUCCAGAUGCUGUUAAACACCAUGAUGAGAAUAGGAGAUCCAUCUUUGCUUUGCUGGGUCUCACUCCCUAUGAACCAGAGCGGACUUUGAGCUAAUGAUUCGGGAGAAGAAGAAGAAUCUCAACAAGAGCAGAACACCCUCUCUGGUAGCCAGAUGAGGCACUUGUUCUCCACUUCUCUGAAUUUUUUUGCCUGUUGUUCGUCAGUUCAGACAGUCAUUGCUUGAGAGGUCUUUGAGAGUGUUUGUGUAUCUGGAUGUGUAUUGCCUUUUCUCUUCUUGUUCUUUUGUUUCCAAAAUAAUUGUUUUAGUAAUGAGAAUAACAUCUUCCUGUCAAGCUUCUUUUGUAUGAAUGAAAAAGCAAACUUUUUGCAUUAUAUUGAUUGUUAUUUUGUGAGAAUGUUAUGUAACAUGUAUGUCUGUCUGUGCUGUUUUUUUUAUCAUUAAUGUCUUCAGGUUGUAGCUGUCUGUAUAUGCAUUUCAAAUAUGAAUCAUUUAAAUAGGUUUAUGAUGUGGAAAAUAGUGUGGUUACAAUCAUAUAGCUGCCUGUGUCUGAAACCCUGUGCUGAAGCAGUGCAUUUAAAAGUUACAAGGAAAAGUCAUUUAUAUUAAGUUAAAAACUGUUUCAGAUAUCAGUUCUCAAUAGGUAGUGAAAUAUGUCUUUGCUUCAUGUAUUACAAAAAUAGUUUUGGAUUUUGAAAUGUCAGGAGCUGUAGAGAAGAUUGUACUGUGUAAAUAUGUAAGGUAGAAGGUAUUUGCCAAAUUUGGAGGAACUGGCUCUUAGCAAUUAACCUUUUUCUUCAUUCAUGAUACAAAGUCUGAUUACUUAGGGCCCCUAUGCAUAUUCUGUAUAUAUAACCUUACAUGCCAUAUGACUUAUAUUUCUAACCAUCUGGAGAAACUUAAAUGAAGCUUCCGGUCUUCAGAUGGAAUGUCACCGAAAUGUUUAGUUUCUCCUACUCCUGUAAAUAUAACAUUAAUGUGAUAUCCUAUGUGAUACUGGUAACUGUAGGGUGAUGAUCAUGACAGUUAACAGUGACUGGGAAAAAAGGAGAAAGUGUGUUUUUUUCCAUUUAUUUAUUUUUUAUUUAAACAUAUUCUUAUCAGUACAGAAAGAAGCAUUAUCUUUUAGAUGUGUGGGUGAAGGUUUGUAUCUGUAUUGUUUUGCAGUUGCAAGCCACAAUUGAAUUUAAAAAAGCUUCUGCUAGUGAAGGGACUUUAAAAGGACUGAUAUAUUUCCUGUGUAGAUUUUCCUUCAGUGAUUUGAUCCACCUCUUUGCAGAUCAGCUAUUUACUAGUCCUUAUCAUCCACUUUGAAGAGCUUUAUAUUAAUAUAAAUGUAGUGCUUCCACUUAACAUACUUGAUGAUAAACAAAUCAUAGGUUGAUCAAUUCAAACUUUUGAAUUUUCCCUUUUUUCCCCCUCUUAUCAUAUGCUUCACAGCACUUAAAGAAGUACUUCAGCUUUAAGUGUGACUAAAUCUUACAGCUGUUCAAUUUAUGUCUUGCAUAUUUUAACUAGCUAUUGUGUGCAUAUGAAGAUGUAUAUUUAUUUUCUUUUAUAUAGUAAGUAAAGUUAACCUUGUGUUGACCUAAUAAACAAAAUCAAAUAUUA
Messenger RNA from Penaeus chinensis, 4579 nucleotides. RefSeq lists its product as uncharacterized. The record is from RefSeq and is a predicted model, not a curated record. NCBI's taxonomy places the organism in Eukaryota, Metazoa, Arthropoda, Malacostraca, Decapoda, Penaeidae. The transcript has 11 exons. Gene Ontology annotation, cellular component: cytoplasm. The coding region runs from base 163 to 3063 and encodes 966 amino acids.